This is a messenger RNA of Cavia porcellus (domestic guinea pig), 3252 nucleotides long. Its product is annotated as tripartite motif-containing protein 60-like. Bases 1005 to 2441 code for a protein of 478 amino acids. Gene Ontology annotation, cellular component: cytoplasm. The transcript is spliced from 2 exons. Lineage: Eukaryota; Metazoa; Chordata; Mammalia; Rodentia; Caviidae. Gene Ontology annotation, molecular function: ubiquitin protein ligase activity; zinc ion binding; protein binding. Gene Ontology annotation, biological process: protein ubiquitination. The record is from RefSeq and is a predicted model, not a curated record.
UUUUUCCCCCUCUAUUUUUGGUGGUACUUGUUCCUGGCAGCAUUGGGGUUUUUUGAGACAGGGUCUCAUUAUGUAGUGUAGAAGGCCUUAAAACUCACUGUGUAGUCUGGCUGUUUGCAGUUUUGGACAUUGGAGUCAGGGCCUCUGUACUGAGCUACAUCUCCAGCCUUUUUUGAGGAGGAGGGAUUUUUGAGACAGCAUUUCACAGUGCAGUUCAGACUGGCCUUGAGCUCACUUUGUAGCCCAGGCUGACCUCAAACAUUGAGCCUCCUGCCUCAGCCUCCCCAGUGCUGGGAUUACAGGCGUGUGCCACCAUGCCUGGCUUUUUUCUUUCUUUUCUUUCUUGAGAAAUUGCUAAAUUGCUCGAGCAACUCCCAGUCCUUCCUUAGCUUCCCAGAAUAUCAGAAUUUCAUGUUUCUGCACAUGUUCACAGAUCUUAAUCAUGAAGAGAGAAUGAAGCAGGUGUGGUGGGAGGCUGAGGCAGGCAGAUCACCCCAAGUUCAAGGUCAGCCUGAGCCUUUUAGGGACACCCUGUCUCAAAAACAAAGGGUGCAAAGGAAUAGAAGAGAAUGAGAAAAGAGAGGAAGGGCAUUUGAGGGAAAUCCUUUGGCUAGUGUUUGUGAAGUUGGCUCUGCUCCUCCAGAGACUGGGACGCUGGGCCUGUCCUCAGGGUAUUGGCUGAAACAAUUAUUAUUUUGUGAUACUAGGGGUCACAUCUAGAGCCUCUGCCUAUGUUUUAUUCCUAUACUCCUGUUGGGUGUAUGAUGUCCUUUAUAAUUUCUUGGUUUUUAGAAACUUAUUUGAUUUUUAUUUGAGACAAGGCCUCAUUAGGUAGCCCAGGCUGGCCUCAAAUUUAGGUCACUCCUCCUGCCUCAGCCUCCUGAGUGCCAGGACUACAGGCACCGAGGUAUUCAGCAAGAUUUCGUUGGUGCCCGGCAGCCUGCCAGGACCCAGGGACAGCUACUUCCAGCAGGCCUCCUCGGUGGUCUCCAGCACCCAGCCCCAUGGCGUUCUCCGGGACCCUGACCUCCCUCCAACAGGAGAGCCAUUGUCCCUUGUGCUUCGAUUACUUCAAGGACCCGGUGACCAUUGAAUGUGGACACAACUUUUGCUGUGACUGCUUGAGCGCCUGCUGGAAAGACCUGACCGACAGGUUCCCCUGCCCGGUCUGCCGCUUCAAUUUGGCCAGCCCGAACUUCAUCAGGAACUCGCAGCUCAGCAGCCUGACCCAGGCGGUGCAGCAGCUGGUGCUGCGCCGGAGCAAGAGGAAGCAGGAGGAGGCGCAGCAGGCCGUGUGCGAGCCGCACCAGCGGGCGCUGACUCUGUUCUGCGAGCAGGACCUGGAGCUGCUGUGCGCGCACUGCAGCUUCGCCCCGGAGCACCGGCGCCACAACGUGAGCCUCGUCGAGGAGGCCGCGCCUGAGCACAGGCGGCGGCUGGAGAGCUCGGUGGAGCCGCUGCGGAGCAAGCUGGAGCAGGUGGAGAAGAUGAUCGCGCUGCAGGACACCAAGACCCUGGAGCUGCACAAGGAGGCCGUGGCCAGGCGGAAGGAGAUCGAGGCUGAGUUCGAGCGGGUGCGACAGUUCCUGCAGGGCGAGCAGGAGGCCACGCUCCGGCGGAUGGACGAGGAAGAGGCGGAGAUCCUGGCGGAGCUGAACCAGCACCUCACCACUAUCUCCAACUACGCGUCCGGGCAGAAUUUUCUGCUCAAGGAGGUGGAGGGCAAGGGCGCUGUCUCCUGCGACGUGGCCCUGCUGAGCUCCCUGAAGAGCAUCGAGGACAAGCGGCAGACGCUCGGGCGCCCCGAGCCCUCCACCACCAUGCUGCCCUCCACCAUCGAGCUGAGCGGCUUCCAGCUGAAGCUGCCCGCCCAGUUCUCCGGCCUGGAGCGCAUCGUGCAGCUCUUCCAGGUCAACUUGCUCUUCGACCCCACCUCGGCGCACCCACAGCUCGAAGUGUCCGCGGACCGGAAGAGCGUGACCUACCUCGAGGAACGGAGACGGGUGGGCUACUCCCCCAACAGGUUCUACCUGUGCCUGGCCCUCCUGAGCCAACAGUUCUUCUACUGUGGCCGGCACUACUGGCAGGUGGAGGUGGGCGCCAAGCCCAAGUGGACGCUGGGCGCCUGCCAGGGCGCCCUGCCCCGCAACUGGCGCAACGAGCCGGACUUGUACAGGGGCUUCUGGGCCCUCGGGCGCUGCAACAGCUCCUACCUGGUCUUCGGCACCCAGAAAGCCCGGAUCGUGCCCCAGGUGAGGCCCAACAAGGUCGGCGUCUUCCUGGACUACGAGCUGGGCGAGAUUUCUUUCUACAACGUGGACGAUGGGUCCGUGCUCUACACGUUCCACGAUCGGUUCACCAGAAACGUCUGGCCUUAUUUCUACGCAGGACGAGAUUCCGAGCCGCUGAGACUCUGUCCUGUGUCGAAGCGUGGCACUUAGGGAUCUGUGAAUCAUGCGGCCUUGGGGCCAACUGGACCAGGGUUCCCAGGUGGUUCCAAAGCUUCACCACGUAUCCAAAUCGGAAGAGAUGUUGCACCCUGGUUUUCAGUAACUAUAAAAACAUUGCUGUUGUGACAUUGCUAAUCCCAUAGAUAUGAAAUCAGUUGUCGAGUGAUUUCAGUUCUGAGAUACUUGAUUUAUUUAUUUGAUAAACUGGCGUUCUGGCUGGCCUUGAACUCCCAGUGAGUUCCUACUUCUGCAGCCAAGUUCCUACUUCCCAGAACUCCUACUUCUGCAGCCAAGACUAUUUAUUAUGUCCAAUGAAAUCAGUUAUCUUGGUGCACUGCUGGGGACUGAUGUCAGGACUUUGUGUAUGGAGACCCGUGCUCUACCACUGAGCUAUAUAAAUUUUUUCGGGUUUUUUGUUUUGUUAUGGUACACUGAAUUGAACUGGGACCUCAUGUCCUAUCGCUGAGCUUUAUCCCUGGUCCCUUCUUUGGUUUUUGUGAGAUAGGAUUUCCUUUUGUGGUUCAGGCUAGCUUUAGAGUAUGUAGCCCAGGCUAGCCUCAAACUGAGAUCCUCCUACCUCAGCUCCCUGAAUGCUGGAGUCACGUGUGGGUCAUCAUGCCUAACUCCAAUGAAAUAUUUUUUUUUUUAAAAAGGGUAGAAUGAAUGAAUACUUUAUCAUUUAUAAUCAGAUGGCGAUUAGGUAUAUAUAGUUUCCUUCAUAGUUUUCAUAAAUUAAAGUUUUAAAAAAUCUGAUGGCUGGUUAUGCUGUUUGGAAAACACAUUUAGACUAAUUCAUUAAUGG